AUGAUGCCUAGUAUCAUCUGUGGCUUGUCACUGCAUUCCUUGCCUCCUGAUGGAGAGGGUAUUUCACUUGAGUUAUGGUGGCCUAAAGGGGGCGGGGGUGCUUCAUAUUGGUUGGGGCCAUUGGAAGAGCGUGUUUGUAGCACCGGUGGUGAAUCAGGUGGUGAUAGACCUGGGGGUGGCAGAGAACCUGCUGGUGGUGGUGAAUUAUGUGGUGAUGGACCUGAGGGCGGCGGUGAAUCUUUGGGUGGUGAUGGACCUGGGGCCGGUGAAUCUGGUGGUGGUGUUGAAUCUGCUGGUGGUGGUGGUGGUGAUGAGGUGUAG
Prunus armeniaca (apricot) is the source of this 321-nucleotide messenger RNA. Lineage: Eukaryota; Viridiplantae; Streptophyta; Magnoliopsida; Rosales; Rosaceae. The record is from the annotation of a GenBank genome assembly.